CAUUUGUUCUGCUUUAACCAAAUUAAUGCUGUUUUUCUUUCUAAUUUAGUUUUUCCUCUGGUGUUCUCCUCAAGUUUUAUUCAACAUGAGGUUGUGGCACAAUACAGUCACCUUUUCUCAAUCCAAGGCUUAGAUCAAAGUUUGAUGCCGUAUAUGAUCCUUGCCCACUUGGAUGUUGUUCCAGCCCCAGAUGAGGGAUGGAAGUUUCCACCUUUUUCUGGAGAGGAGCAUGAUGGAUACAUUUAUGGAAGAGGAACAUUAGAUGACAAAAGCUGUGUGAUUGGUGUGCUUCAAGCUCUUGAAUUUUUGCUGGCGAUAGGCUACCAACCUCGAAGAUCUUUUUAUAUUGGACUGGGACAUGAUGAAGAGGUGUCUGGACAUGAGGGCGCCAUGAAGAUUGUAAAAAAGCUUCAGUCUCAUGGAGUGAAACUUGCAUUUGUAGUGGAUGAGGGGUUAGCAGUCCUAGAUGGUGUUAUUCAAGGAGUAAAGAGACCAGUGGCUCUAGUUGGCACAACUGAGAAAGGAGCUAUCACACUCAACUUGACUGUAAACCAGCCACCUGGCCAUUCUUCAAUGCCUCCUGCUGAGACUUGCAUCGGGAUCCUUGCAGCAGCUGUGUCCAGGUUAGAAAAAAAUCAAAUGCCAAAUAUGUUUGGUGGCGGUCCUGAGGCUUCCAUGUUUCAGCAGCUCUCAGGAGAGUUUUCUUUUCCCCUCAAUGUUAUGAUGGCAAAUUUGUGGCUGUUCUCUCCAAUCAUUAGCAGAGUAUUAGAAACAACUCCUUCAAGCAAUGCCUUGGUGCGGACCACAAGUGCAUUAACUAUCUUUAAUUCUGGACUAAAGUCCAAUGUGAUGCCACACAUGGCAACAGCUACAGUCAAUUUCCGUCUCCACCCAGCACAAACAGUUCAUGAGGUUUUAGAUAUUGUAAGAUAUACUAUUAAUGAUGAAAGGGUGAAACUUUCUGUCCUCAACUCAUUUGAUCCCCUUCCUAUUAGCCCUUAUGAUGAUUCAAACUUUGGAUACCAAAUACUACAGCGCACUAUUCAUUCUGUGUUUUCUGGAGUUCCAGUUGUGCCAGGUCUCUGUAUUGGAAAUACUGACAGUCGCCAUUUUGUCAACUUGACUGACAGCAUAUAUCGUUUUAGUCCUUUUCAGUUGAAACCUGAAGAUUUGGGGAGGAUUCAUGGACUGAAUGAGCGGAUUUCAGUAGAGAGCUUAAAACAACUGGUCCAGUUUUAUUAUCAGCUGAUUCAAAAUGCAGACUCUGAUAAAGUCCCAACAACUUAUCAAGCUAGUCAUGAGCUAUAGAAAAUUAUCUAUGACAACAUAAGAAGACUCC
Messenger RNA from Nanorana parkeri, 1339 nucleotides. RefSeq names its product peptidase M20 domain containing 1 (gene PM20D1). The annotation marks the transcript as partial. Gene Ontology annotation, biological process: amino acid metabolic process. Gene Ontology annotation, molecular function: hydrolase activity, acting on carbon-nitrogen (but not peptide) bonds, in linear amides. The record is from RefSeq and is a predicted model, not a curated record. Lineage: Eukaryota; Metazoa; Chordata; Amphibia; Anura; Dicroglossidae. The transcript has 11 exons.